AUGAGGACAUGCUUGUGGGUUUUUGUUGUGGUUCUUGUUUUCGGUCUUGGUGAUGGAAAAAGGGCUGAACAAAGGGUACGCACAGAGAGGAUUUCAGGAAGUGCUGGGGAUGUAUUGGAAGAUGAUCCAGUGGGAAGGUUGAAAGUCUAUGUUUAUGAGCUUCCUAGUAAAUACAACAAGAAAUUACUGCAGAAGGACCCCAGAUGUCUCACCCAUAUGUUUGCUGCUGAAAUUUUCAUGCAUAGAUUUCUCUUAUCCAGCCCAGUUCGAACCCUUAAUCCAGAUGAAGCAGAUUGGUUUUAUACCCCUAUAUAUCCCACUUGUGACCUCACACCUAUGGGCUUGCCAUUGCCCUUCAAAUCUCCUAGGAUGAUGAGAAGUGCGAUACAGCUUAUCUCCUCCAAUUGGCCUUACUGGAAUCGUACGGAAGGGGCUGAUCACUUCUUUGUUGUGCCCCAUGACUUUGGAGCCUGCUUCCACUAUCAGGAAGAGAAAGCCGUUGAGCGGGGCAUUCUUCCGCUACUCCAGCGUGCUACUUUGGUUCAAACUUUUGGGCAACGAAACCAUGCCCGCCAGAUUCCCCUUGACAAUCCACGGUCCAUUUUUGUCUACUUCCGCGGAUUGUUUUAUGAUGUAAAUAACGAUCCAGAAGGUGGUUAUUAUGCAAGAGGAGCAAGGGCUGCAGUUUGGGAGAACUUCAAGAACAAUCCACUCUUUGACAUCUCCACUGAUCAUCCAAAAACAUAUUAUGAAGACAUGCAACGAGCUAUAUUUUGCUUGUGCCCACUCGGUUGGGCCCCAUGGAGUCCUAGACUAGUUGAAGCAGUGGUAUUUGGAUGCAUUCCUGUCAUCAUAGCAGAUGAUAUUGUUCUACCAUUUGCCGAUGCUAUACCAUGGGAGGAAAUUGGGGUGUUUGUAGCUGAGGAAGAUGUCCCUAACCUAGACACAAUCCUUACAUCUAUACCACCAGAAGUGAUUUUAAGGAAACAAAGACUUCUUGCAAAUCCUUCCAUGAAACGUGCAAUGUUAUUCCCACAACCUGCUCAACCAGGUGAUGCUUUCCACCAAAUACUAAAUGGGCUUGCUCGUAAGUUGCCGCACGACAGGACUGUUUAUUUGAAGCCUGGUCAAAAUAUUUUGAAUUGGACUGCGGGACCAGUUGGGGACCUGAAACCUUGGUAA
Dovyalis caffra is the source of this 1182-nucleotide messenger RNA. NCBI's taxonomy places the organism in Eukaryota, Viridiplantae, Streptophyta, Magnoliopsida, Malpighiales, Salicaceae. The record is from the annotation of a GenBank genome assembly.